Molecule: messenger RNA, 5163 nt
Organism: Vanrija pseudolonga
Lineage: Eukaryota; Fungi; Basidiomycota; Tremellomycetes; Trichosporonales; Trichosporonaceae
Product: putative extracellular serine carboxypeptidase
Exons: 17
Coding region: 2950-5163 (737 amino acids)
Biological process (GO): proteolysis; DNA-templated transcription; regulation of DNA-templated transcription
Molecular function (GO): DNA binding; zinc ion binding; serine-type exopeptidase activity
Source: RefSeq, a predicted model, not a curated record
CUUGCAACAACUCUGUCACCCAUGUCAGUCGGUAGACCACGGCACGUCUGCGAGCCGUGUCGUGCACGCAAGAUACGAUGCGACAAGGGCACGCCGUGCGGGCCGUGUCUCCGGCGCCGAAUCCCCAGCCGCUGUACGGGUGCUACAGGCUCCGAGGCCGCCUCGAUGCCCUCACCACGCCCACAUUCACACUCUCCCGAGCGCCGUCGUGAGGCCACGGCCGACUCUGCUGCCGCCGACUCACCGUACCCCCUCUCGUCGAUCGCAGAGUCACGGGGCACGCUGCCGAUCGUGUUUGAGACACACGAGCCGUCCGGCCGCGAGUCGGAGAGCAGCAUGGUCGCUGACAUGCUCGACGUGUUCGGCAUGGGACUGCGUACAACACGUGAGCGGCUACGGCGGGGCGCGCCGGCCCCGCCGCCCAUGAGCGCCUACCUCCUCGAACACAUGGGGCGGGCACUGGCAAUCCUGCCUGAUGAGCAACGGAGCCGCUCCCUUGUGGACAUCUAUUUCGCCAAGGUCGACUGGUUUACGCGCGCACUGCACCGUGAGCGGUACAUGAGCGAGUUUGAGAGCCUGCUGGCGUCGCCGCAUCCCCAGACAGUCCGCCCGUCCUGGCUUUGCCUCCAUCUCGGGGUGAUAUGCCUUGCGACUCACAUGCUUGAUGCGAGCGAGCGCGACGCGCUGUCUAUCCCCGACUCUGAGUGUCAGGACCUCGCGCAGACAUACUUUCUCGCUUCCAAAGAGCUGUUGUUCGCUUCCGAUUUCUACUUCAACCAAACGGUCGAACACCUCCAGUGCAUCAUCCUCCACGGAGUGUAUCUCUACAACACGGACGAAGGAGCCGACUCACACUGGGCACUCCUCGGCUCGGCCAUCAAGAUUGCAUACAAUCUCGGACUGAACCGUCUAGGGCCCGAGAACGUCCGCGAUCACCAGUGGCCUAGGCCAUGGCAGGAUCCCGUGCAGCGCGACAUUGGCCGGAGGGUGUGGUGGAACAUUGUAUGGAACGACUGGACGCUGGCGACGGGGUAUUGUUCGACAUACUGCGUCCACCCAUCGCUCAACUUCACAGUCCUGCCGGGCAACCACGCCGCGCCGACCAGCGCUGCCGACCACGGCGUGCAACCACUGGACGUAUACACGCCCAUGUCAUGCUUCAUCUUCCGUCGCCACUACGACACGUCGCAACGUGAGACGAUAGACCACCGGCGUGAGAACGCUUUCCGGGACAUGGCGUAUGUGCGCCGCACCGACCGGCGGCUGGAAACGCUGGGAGCAAGCCUCCCACCCCACUUCCAGUCCCUUUCCAAGGCUCAACAGACGGCCGAACGCCUCGGCAGCCCGACCGUCGUGUACGAAUACCUCCUACUCCGUAUCAUACACAACGCAAGGCUCGUCCGGCUCCAUGUGCCGUACCUCGUCGCGGGGUACACCGACCCCAACUACCGAUACUCUGCGGACCGCGUCAUCGGUGCCGCCAAGGCGACGCUGCAGGACUUGCACAUGGCGUGGCUCGAGUGCCCAGCGCUACUCAACUUUUGGCUCGUCCUAUCCAACAGCUACUUUGCCGCAGUGGUCAUCUUCAUCAACCUCUGCUAUGGCCCCGACACUUCCAAGCGGCAGUCACAGCGCAACCUCCUCAGACAAACAGUCUACGUCUUCCGUGAAGCUACUGGCGUCAGUGUAAUCGCCAGGAACGCGUGCCGCAUUCUGGACGCGCUGUUAGCUGCCGAACGGGACAUCGCCGCGGCCCCACUGACGGCCCCAGACCCCGGGAGUGAGCUGCAGCCCCUCCGGAGGGCGGUCGAGCGGAUCCUCGGCAUCGGCCAGCACGAAGCCGUGCCCCCUGCGGCGGCGACCGCGGUCCCGUCAUCCUCACUGUCGUCGUCACCCGCGGGUGAAGGCUCCGCCCCAACAACAGAAGACAUCUGGGGCGAGUGGUUGAUGCCAGCCGCUGACGACUGGGGCGGCGGGGGCGGUGACCUAAGCUCGCUCUUCCCGCCCGCCGACAACGCGAGCCUUGAGCGUCUGCUCCACCUCGUCGGCCUCGACGCGUCGUUUCCCGGCGGGUCGACGUAGCGCCGUGCCUCGGGCGCCGGUGUGCGCGUCAAAGUCGUCUCGGAACGAUGUGGGCCGCAGGCGAUGGUCAAGGUCUGUGGUUGCAUGUGGUGCACCCGGCGGCCCAAUGACAAUGAUACUUGUAUGCGGCGCGUCUGCCGAUUCUACCACGACCUAGCGCGUCCCAAGCGCGUUAAACAGCUCCCCGAGGUCAAGCGCUGUUGUUAUCAGCAGACCGACGUUCCCGCUCCCUAAUUGGGACUGGCUAAACUCUAAUCGACGCGUCAUCUAUUCUGACCCCCAAACCCUAACACGCACCCGCGACAGCUAACUCGACCCGCAACACCUUGUGCCUUGAUCCAAACACGACCUUACCAGACUUCUCCGCGCUGUCAACUAAGCUUGACCAUGUUUGUCGUAGUGAACACGGCUGCUUACACCCGGCAAACAUCGGUCGAGGUUAGAAGACGGCCCUGGUCCAGCUUACUCUGCAAGGUCUAGCGUGUGAUCUGGCUCCUGGCCCUGGUGAAUAGACUUAGCGGGACAUAUCUGGCCCAAGACGCGACGCGACGCGACUCGCCGCAACCUCGCCGCUAGUCGCUGCGCCGUCGACAUCACAAGCGUCAAUAAUGCUCCAUGAUCCGCCGUGUAGGUUGAGUUCGAUCCAACCACUAUCGGGAGCGCACCAUGUGCUACACGGUGCCAUCGGCGAGCACGGCGUCGCCAGAAACGAGCGACCAGCGAGCUAGUGUUGUGGACGUCGAGUGCGGCUCGCUGAUGCCCGUAGCGCGUUGUUUCGCCAACGUCCUCGCCGAGGUGUGGCGAUGCGUAUAAGAUGCAGCUCGUCGUUCCGCCUUGGAUGUCAUCGACAGCGCCUCCUGGGACACCAUGACCAUACUCUUCCUCACUCUCUGGCUCCUGCUUGCCAGUCUUGGCGUGCAGGCCGACAUCGACCUCGACCUCUCGCGGCUCCUUAUCGGCUCUUCAGCUGGUGGUUCGGGAUACCGCAACAUCAAGAUCUGGCAAGGCCUCAAUGACGGGACUCUGCAGUACAACUACAGCUCGCCGCUCGGCUUUGGUGGCGGAUUUGACGUCCCCAAGAAGCGCGCCUUCGCCCGCCGUGAUGUGCAGGGCUGGAAUACAACGCUCACAAUGGGUACUGUCACCGACAACCCCCCCACCAAGUCCACCAAGCGCACCUAUUGCUUUGCGCAGCCUCUGUCUCACCUGGACCCAACGGCACCCAAGACUCAGUUCUGUCAGCGCUACUUCAUCAACGCAGACUACUACAAGCCCGGUGGACCCAUCUAUGUCUUUGACGCUGGAGAGGGGCCUGCUGAAAACGUGGCCGGCUACGCGUGGAGCCAGAACCCCGCCUUUUGGGCCAAGAAGUACAAUGGCCUCGCCAUCGUCCUCGAGCACCGAUACUAUGGCUGGUCGAUGCCCGUCCCCGACUUGAGCACCGACAACUUGCGCUGGCUCACAGUCAGGGAGUCGCUCGAGGACAGCGCCAACUUUGUCCGUAAUUGGGUACCUCCGGCUGGGUUGUUCAACUUUACCGUUGACCGCACUGUCCUUGAUCCCAAGAACACGCCGUGGUUUGCUGUGGGGUGUUCGUAUCCCGGUGGACGUGCUGCAUGGCUGCGAACACAGUACCCCGACCUCUUCUAUGCUGGCCUCUCGAGCUCAGGUGUGACGGUCGCCAAGGCUCACUUUUCUGAAUACUGGCACGCCAUCCAGGCUUAUGGCCCUCAGCCAUGCGUGCAGUGCAUCCAGAAUGCUAUCCAGUGGGUAGACGACCUCCUGGAUCAGGGUGGGGAGGCAGCACAGGCAAUCAAGACCUUCUUUGGCCUCGGAGAACUCUCUAGACACGCAGACUUUGCACAAGUCCUCGGUGACCCCGUUUGGGGUUGGCAGGGACAGGUCUACUACCAAAAGCAGGCCGUCCGUGAUGUUUUCUGCCCCUACAUCCUCAAGCCCCGCGACCCCAAGUCGAGCAACACGAUCACGUUUGGCGGAAAGAAUGUCACUCUCCCGGACAACGUUGUCAACUAUGCAGACUACAUCAAGACGGUCACGAUUACGGCGGCGUCUUGUGUAGGGCGCAUAAAGUAUUGCUACGACAACACGGACAGAUCCAACCUCCUCCGUGACGAUGUGACCCAGUGGUGGCGUAUCUGGAAAUGGCAGACCGGCCUUGAGUUUGGCUACACCCAGUACACCCCCGAGACUGGUCCUCGCGUCACGUCCAAGUACAUGACAUACGACUACAUGACAGAAGUCUGCAAGGCCGCCUACCCUCCUGGGAAGUACUUCCAGCUGCCCUCUUCGCCCAACGUGGACUCUAUCAACGCGAUGGGCGGGUACGACAUUGCCUAUGACCGAAUCGCGAUAGUUAAUGGUCAGGCCGACCCGUGGCGCUAUGUCACCCCCGCUGCCGACUUUUUGCCUCAGCGACAGUCGACCAUCCUUCGUCCGUUCUACGUCAUUCAAAACGCGACGCACUGCUGGAACUUGAUCCAGAAACCCAGCGAACCUCAGAGUAUCAUCGACGUCAACACCUUCCAGGACCAGUUUAUGGACGAAUGGUUGAACUUCUGGAACCAGACCAAGGCUGGUACCGGCGGCGCCGGGGGUGCGGGCGGCGCUGGAGGCGUUGGAGGCUCAGGCGACCACGGCGGCGCUGGAGGUGCUGGUGGUGCGGGUGGCACUGGCGGCACUGGCAGUGCCGGGGCCGCUGGUGGUGCCGGGGGUGCCGGGGGUGCCGGGGGUGCCGGUGGUGCUGGUGGCACCUCGGGCACGACGGGCACUACCGGCACGACGGGCACUACCGGCACGACGGGUGCAGCCGGCCCAGGGGGUGCUGGUGGAGCGGGAGGUGCUGGUGGCGACGGCGGUGCUGCCGGAGCUGGUGGCGUCGGAGGCGCAGGUGGUGUUGGUGGCGCCGGCGGUGCUGGAGGUAACGGCACCAUUGGUGGUGCUGGCGGCGUCGGCGGCGUCGGAGGUGCUGGCGGCAGCGGCAGUACCGGUGGAGCUGGAGGUGGUGGUGGCAAGGGUGGCGCUGGCGGCAACAACAAGCCUCAUCGUCGUGCCGUGGUCUAG